Aureobasidium musti is the source of this 2340-nucleotide messenger RNA. NCBI's taxonomy places the organism in Eukaryota, Fungi, Ascomycota, Dothideomycetes, Dothideales, Saccotheciaceae. The record is from the annotation of a GenBank genome assembly.
AUGGGCAAGAAAUUGAGACAAAAGGCUGCCAAGUACACCCCACCUCGCAACAAGAACGCCUUCGCUUUUCGCGACGAGUCAUCCAACAACCAUACUGGUCAGUCCUUCGAACCCUCGAUGGCCACCUCUCCGUAUUUCUCCUUGAGAGAUGAACUCCAGAGCACAGAGAAGCACGAAUGGACCAAGGAAUCACGCCUACGAGACCACAAGAUCUCCUUCGUCAGUGCUGGUUCCAUGGCCCCGUUAGAUGAGCCCAAGGUCGACAAGCCACUUUUGAACAAGAACGAGAAGAACGCCGACCACGACAGAGAUUUGCGUGGCUCAGAAGACGCAAUGGCUCAGAUGGACAUCAACGCUCAACCUUCGGUCGCAAUGCCAUCAUUAGACGGUGUCGACGAGGUCGACAUGGAGAUUGACGAAUCAGUUCACAUUCAUGCCCAUGCCGAAGUCACAAUUCCUGNNUCAAGCAGCCCGCGCCACAGCAACAGUCCGCACCCUCGCCUCAGCNCAGCUGAAGAUGCUCCCAUGUUCUUCGUUGACACAGCUGGUGAUGAGUCGCUCGCAUUCAAGGGACCCAAGUCCAUCCCCGCACCUCGCGCGCCCUCGCCUGCCAGAUCGUCGUCAAGUGAUGAGGUUGUCUUCCGUGGUCGCAAUGGUGUGACCGUCAGAGAUGAUCCUCCCGCCGUGGCUCAAAAGCCAGCAUCGAAGCCCGCCCCCAAACCGUCAUCCAAGCCCAUCGCUCAGCCCACCCCUCAAGUCAACCCUCAGUUGGAGAAGUUCCUCAAGUCGCUGGACAACCCUCCCGAAUGGGCAAAAGAGAUGUCAGAAAAGUCAAAGUCAAGAGAGUCGCCGAUACAGCCAGCAGAACACUGGCCUUCGAUGGAAGAGGCGAAUGGUUUCGCUGACCGUCUCGACCAAGAUCUCAGCGGUGUUCGUGCGUCUCGCAAGUCGAAGAAGAACAGGAAANAGCAGAAUCGCAUCUUCCGUCUUGAGCAGGACCUGGAAGACGAGUUGUUGCGGGAUUACAUCGACAACAUUGCUGCAGAGGACAUGCCCACUCGUGCUCGCGGUCUGGGUGGCGACUCUGGCGACGACACCGACGAGUUCUUCGAUGACCUUCUGAACGAGGAAGAGAAGGAUCCAGAUGAUGUCGAUGUCACUGGUUUGGAGGAUGAAUGGGAAGACGAGUCUGGCUCUGAGGAUGAUGAAGAUGACGAUGACGAUGAUACCGGCAGCGAAGACAGUUCCGAGCUCGAGGAACGCCUAGCGCGCGAAGAGCGUGAGGCAUGGGAGGACGACGCCGACAUUCGCGAGCGACGCGCACAAGCAAUGACGGAUGAGGAGCUGGCCCUCUUGUUCAUGAAGCAAGAAGAGCUGGGCAUCGGCGGAGAUGAUAUCAUGCUUUACGACGACCGCUUCGGAGAUGUCGAUGGUGCUAGGGCUGGUCUAGCAAACUACUCGUUCAAACAACCAAAGAGUGGCAAGAAGAAGAAGGGCGGCAGAAAGAGCGACAACUUCCCAGACGCCACUCUCAUGGCAGAUGUCUUGGAACAGGACGCGUAUGGCGGCUUCGAUGUCAUGGACUUUGAUCGUCCUAGUCUCAGAAAGAAGAACAAGGGCCGCAAGUCUGGACCACUUCCUGAAGAGCUUGGAUUAUCAGAUUCAGACCUUGUCGAGGAACUGCAAAACCAGUGGGCCAACGAUCGCUCAAAGAAGGCUAGCAAGAAGGCCGAGCGCGAGGAGUUGCGUCAAAUGGGUUUGCUCGGCAAGAAGAAUAAGUUCAAGCCUGAUAUGAACCAACGUUACACAGAAGGUAUUACCAUGAGUCAAGUCAGGUUUGAGCUUCAGGACUUCUUGGAGCAAGAAGACCACACGUCAAAGGCAUUCCCACCAAUGCAGAAGAAUGACCGUAAGGUACUUCAUGAGAUCGCCAACCACUUCAAUCUCAAGUCGAAGUCUGUUGGAAGCGGCAAGAAUAGAGCGCCUGUCCUCAUCAAGACAUCGAGAACUGUCGAAUGGAGCGAACAACAUUUCGCCCGCGUCUCGAACUUUGUCGGCAAAGGAUACAUGAAAAACUCAUCCAGGAAGCCCAAGACUACCAUGGCUGGUGAGAACAGGAGGACCAGGGCAAUGGGAGGUGGCGGCGGUGGUGCGGCCGCAUACCGCAACGGCGAUGUCGUCGGCCAUAAUGCAUCCGAGAUCCCAGCCAGCAACUUUGGCAGAAAGCUCAUGGAGAAGAUGGGCUGGGCGGCCGGUAUGUCGCUCGGAAAGGAAGGUUCUGGCGGUCUUCUGGUUCCUGUACAGGCAACUGUCAAGUCAGGCAAGGCUGGUCUUGGCUAG